GGCUCCUUCUUAACUUGCUAGCUAGUCCAUUCCUUCCCUCUUGUUAUCUCCCCGGAAAUCCUGGUCUUGACUUUGCUGAACUCAACUGGUCCAGAACGCCGGCGGUUCCUCUCUUUCCUGCUCCAUUAUUACUACUCUUUCAUGGGUUGUGUUUCUUAGGAGGGAAUGUUUGAAAAUCCUUGAAGCAAAAUCUUUGGUGUUUCUUAUAUUUUCUGCAUUAUGAAGAAGGCUUCUGGGUUGUGGGCUUUGGUUUUGGUGCUUAUGUUCCUUGGUGUCUCUAGCAGCAGAAAAGCCUCCUUAUUUCCAGAUAUUCUUGUUAACCACCAUGGUGAUGGUUUGAAAAUGACAAGUACAAGCAGGAGUCUCAAGGUGAUCAGUGGAUACAAUCACAGGCACACAGGCAAUGUAAAUCUGGAUGAUUACCGCCCCAUCGAUCCUUCUCCGAGUUCAAAAGCUUCCAUUAGACCUGGUCCCAUCGAGCACAAUGCGCCAUUAAUCCCCUAUAUCCCAAAGCCUUCACUUUCGCCUCCUCAUCCUCCCAGCCCAAUUGUUUCUCCUUAACAAGAUCAAACCUUGUUCCUCCAGCAUCAAUUAAUCUCGAUGUUAACUGCAAUGGUCGUUGUUUAAGUACUUUGAACAAGUAAUUAGUUCCUAUGCAUCGUAGUUAUGUGUAUAAUGUGGCAUGCCCAAGCAGACAAUACAGACUACUACUCUGAAGCAUGUAAUCCCUUUUAUAUGUGUGUAUUAGUUGUGAUCAUUUUCAUGAUCAUGCAAGUUUCUUGUGCCUUCUAGGAGUCAUGAAUCUCUGGGAGUGAUAUUAAAUACUUGGUACUUAAUUUCAUGCAUUCAUCCUUAAUUUCAUGCAUUU
This is a messenger RNA of Fragaria vesca subsp. vesca, 868 nucleotides long. RefSeq lists its product as uncharacterized. NCBI's taxonomy places the organism in Eukaryota, Viridiplantae, Streptophyta, Magnoliopsida, Rosales, Rosaceae. The record is from RefSeq and is a predicted model, not a curated record. The transcript is spliced from 3 exons. The coding region runs from base 220 to 561 and encodes 113 amino acids.